Messenger RNA from Trichechus manatus latirostris (Florida manatee), 7120 nucleotides. RefSeq names its product sphingosine-1-phosphate phosphatase 1 (gene SGPP1). The transcript is spliced from 2 exons. Lineage: Eukaryota; Metazoa; Chordata; Mammalia; Sirenia; Trichechidae. Gene Ontology annotation, cellular component: endoplasmic reticulum membrane. Gene Ontology annotation, biological process: sphingosine metabolic process. The record is from RefSeq and is a predicted model, not a curated record. Bases 193 to 1446 code for a protein of 417 amino acids. Gene Ontology annotation, molecular function: sphingosine-1-phosphate phosphatase activity.
GAGGAGGGGCGCGCAGCGGCUGUAGCGGCCUGUGGCGCCGUCACUCGGCGGAGCCGAGCUGAGCUGGCCGCGUCAGGCGCCGGUGCUUCUGUUGCCGCCCCGGCGCGUGGGGACAGUUCGGGGCCGCGCCGGGUGCUGUCCCGCCCUCCCGCUGCGGUCCACCAGUCAGCCGGCCGCGCGAGUCCCGUUAUCAUGUCGCUGAGGCAGCGCCUGGCUCGGCUGGCGAGCCGUUUGCAGGAGCCACAGAAGGUGGCCCGUUUCCAGCAGCUGUGCGGGGUGGAAGCGCUGCCAAGCGGUUCCGCCGCAGCCUCUGCUGACCGGAGGGAGGAUGACGAAGAGGCGGAGGCACGACUAACCGGAGGCUCCCGGCGGCGAGGGCGACAGCCAGGGCCACCCGGGGGCCCCCAGCCGCCCGGGAGCGACCUCAAUCAGUGCCCAGCCAAGCUGGGCGGCGGCGGCGGCGCCCCCAACGGCGUGCGGAACGGGUUGGCGGCCGAGCUGGGCCCCGCUCCGUCGCGGCGCGCGGGUGCUCUGCGUCGCAACUCCCUGACCGGCGAGGAGGGCCAGCUGGCCCAAGUGAGCAACUGGCCACUGUACUACCUGUUCACCUUCGGCACGGAGCUGGGCAACGAACUCUUUUACGUCACUUUCUUCCCCUUCUGGAUCUGGAACCUGGACCCCCUGGUGGGCCGGAGACUCGUGGUCAUCUGGGUGCUGGUCAUGUACCUGGGCCAGUGCACCAAGGACAUCAUCCGUUGGCCGCGGCCUGCCUCGCCGCCGGUGGUCAAGUUGGAGGUCUUCUACAACUCCGAGUACAGCAUGCCCUCUACCCAUGCCAUGUCCGGCACCGCCAUCCCCAUUUCCAUGGUCCUUCUCACCUAUGGCCGCUGGCAGGAUAUUAUUGCUGGAUUCCUGUAUACUAUUUUAAUCUUAGCUGUCUUCUAUCCAUUUGUGGACCUGAUUGACAACUUCAAUCAAACUCACAAAUAUGCUCCAUUAAUCAUCAUCGGGCUUCAUUUAGCCUUGGGGAUUUUUUCUUUCACCCUUGACACCUGGAGUACAUCCCGAGGAGACACAGCUGAGAUUCUAGGAAGUGGUGCUGGCAUUGCAUGUGGCUCUCAUGUUAUUUAUAACAUGGGUGUAGUAUUUGAUCCUUCUUUAGAUAUAUUACCUUUAACUAGGCCCCCCAUUACUGUGACUCUUUUUGGAAAAGCCAUUUUGCGGAUCCUCAUAGGGAUGGCAUUUGUACUAAUAGUCAGAGUUGUAAUGAAGAAGAUCACCAUUCCCCUAGCCUGUAAAAUCUUCAGUAUACCAUGUGAUGAUGUUCGAAAAGCAAGGCAGCACAUGGAAGUUGAACUUCCUUAUAGGUAUAUUACCUAUGGAAUGGUUGGCUUCUCUAUCACAUGUUUGGUUCCUUACAUAUUUUUCUUUAUUGGUAUCUCUUGAUUGAGAAAUGUUUAUAGUAAGAAAGAAAGAUACAGGUUAUUGAUAUCUGAAAAUACAUUCUAGGAAAAAGCCAGAUCAGAGUUAGGCUUUUGCAGGAAUUUAACUUAAAUAAUUAUUUAAGUAAAUUCAUAAGAGUUGUUGUGCAUUUUAUGAUUGCACAUCCAGGUAUUGUUUUAGGUGAGCUGAGCUAUUUCAACACUGAGAAAAUAAGUGUUCAUUUAGAAUAUACAUGUAAUUUUUGGAAAUUUUAGUGCUGUUAUGGAUUCAAGUUAUAUAUAACAUAUAUUAAGGUACAUAAUAUGCAUUAUAUAUCUAAUAUAUUUUAUAUAUAAAAUAAUAUACCUAAGUUUUUUAAAACUAUGGGAUCUAUUAUAAAAUCACUAAUAAUAUGCAAACAGUUGUGCCUGUGCAUUUGGACUUAAUACAGGUAUGUCGUUACUAACAGAUAUAUUAAACAUUUAUUUACUAUGGGAACCAUUUCCUAAUUGAAUUGUGUAAUUACUAGACCAGAAUUCAUAUGCUACCACAUGUUAAUUUACUGCCUUUUUUUUACACUGCCAUCACCUUUCAUGUUACCCAUGAUGUCGAACGUGGGAGGCAUUUUUAAUGGACCAAAUUUUCAGAAAAGUUAGUUUUUGGAUUCCUUAAUUUUUUUUUUAGUUCUGUAUUCUGUGUUGAAUGUACUUUAUUUGCAACUGUUCUGGACAUCAGUUUAAUAAUUCAGGUACUGAAUUUUAUUGCUUGCUAAUUGUGCCUUUCAGUUGCUAAAUUAAGAAAUGCCAGAUGUACUGUGAUAUAAAAACAAGAUGCUAACUUAAACUACAUGUAAUCAGGCAAAUAUUUUUAAAAUACAUGUCAAGCUAACAGGGAUAGAAGUAAACCAUCCUUAACUAUUUAGCCUUUAGAAAGAAAUGUGGAAUGGGAUAAACUUCCACACUAAUUUAUUGGAAAGCUAAAUGGAUAAAUGUUUCCAUUUUUGUAGGUAUUUUCUGCGCAUUGUAAGUUUUAGGAACAAGAUAUAUUUUCUGUACAUUGUCUUGAUUGUUUCUACUACAGGUAGAUAUUUCCAGUGAAUGGAAGUGUAAUUGAAAUUUAUAGAUGGGACAAUGCACAUGCUUCGUAUGUAAACAAACCUUUUUUCUAAAUUAUUUGGAAAGGAUUGGAUUUAGUAGUGUUAACUUUAAUACCCAUUUAUUAACUACUUAAGGUAAAUUAUAAAAUCUAAAAGUAAGUAUCAGUAUUUUAGAUCCUAUUAUUUUUUUCAACUUUUUAUUAUUUUCGCAGUGGAAAAUUUGGGUAUAGUAUUAAACUAUUCCUUAUUCUGUCUGCGCCUUUAUAUUUUGAAGCAUGAUUGUAAUUAAGUUGAUAUUAAGUUUAUUUGUAAUAAAAAGAAAAUUAACUUUCCUGAUAAAUGAACAUCAGCUAUGGAAUUACUGAUUUUAGUGCAAUGUCUGUAUAAUUAUCCAGAAGUAUCACUUAAGAUGUUUCUAUUUUGGGCAGCAUAACAAUCUGAGCUCAUGUUUUUAUAAUUCUGAUUAAGAAUUUAGGGGCAUGGUAAUUUUCACCAAAACUGAAUCUGAUAAUUUUAAGUAAAGCAACUAAAUUUGGGCCCUUUACCCAUUAGUUAAGAGGAAACUGAGGCACUUAGGAACAUAUUGGUACGUUGGGAAAUGUGAAAAGACUUUUUUUUUCCAAAAUUUGUGUUUAAUGAAUUGAAUUUUAGGAACUAUUUUCCGUAAGUUGGGUCUGUGCUAUCCUGUUAAUUUUAUGUGUAGCUUAAAAGGUAUUUGAAAAUAUUCCAUUUCUUGUGUUUUAUUGUUUUUCUUUCUUAUGACGUUUUGUGCUAAAUGUAUUUUAAAAUAAAAGCCAAAUUCAAGAUUGAAUGGGGUUUUUUGUUUUGUUUUAUUUUGUUUUGGUUCAGUUUGGUUUUUUACCUUCUAUUCAUCUGUCUCUGUAUUACCUGGUAGAGGUUUUAAAAAAUAUCCUAGGAUUUUCAUUCUAUCAGGCUUUUCCUCUGAAGCAUUUUGUUCAGAAUCAAAGUACUGUUUUUAGCAAUAGACGACAAUUAAGAGACUCUUUAAGGUUCAAACUGACUUUUGGCUCUACUUAUGAACAUUUCCAACAUUGUACUUUUCGUGAAGCAUUUAAUAAUACUUCUAAAGAAAACUUACGUGUAAAAAGUGGUUUCAUUUAAAUCUGUGGCUAAUAGUAUUAUAGGUAACCAGUUGCUGUCAAGUCAGUUCCAACUCAUGGUGACCCCAUGUGUGUCAGAGAAGAACUAUGCUCCAUAGAGUUUUCAAUGGCUGAUUUUUUCGAAAUAGAUCAGCAGGACUUUCUUCCAUUGCAUCUCUGGGAGGACUCAAACCUUAACAUUUCAGUUAGCAGCAGAGGUUGUUUACUGCUAUUCUAUUAAUGUUAGGAAUUAAUCAUAAGAUUAGGAGCAGAUACUUUUUCAAGCAGAAUAAAAACAUAUGGACAUUGCAUUUAUUUUGUUUUAAAAUUCCAUGAUAUAUGAAUGAUUAAAACUAGGUCUGCUAGAAACUUAAUUAUAAGACCUAAUAUAAGGCAAUGCUACCACAAGAUUCACAUAAUUAUUUAUAUUUUCUCUUCUGAUUUUCUUUACAAGUCACAUUAUUACAUGUCACUUUUGAAGAGGACGUAAAUUAUUCAGUGAAAUGAAUAGAAUUUAAAGGCAAAUUUUCACAAAACAUUUGUUAAAGAUGAGUAAACACUAAAAUGUUUUUAUUUUGAAUAUAUAAUUACAUUUACAAUUUUAUAUGGCAAAGGUUUUUUUUAAUUGCUGAAGCCAUUUUAUUCUUGUUAACAAAGAAUAUUUAUUCUGAAUUUUAAAACUAAAAUAUUUAUUCUGGGCAUCAAUAAGGACUAUUUUUUUUAAUUCAGCUUUACAGUUGAAUGAGUUUUUCUGAAGGGAGUUUUUGUUGUUUGCUAGAGAUUUUUUGAGAAAGAGGCAACAAUUUGAGUCAUUGAACAUAGUCAUUGAACAGUUACUCUGCUGGGUAUUUUGUUAGAUUUUAGUCACAUUCUUCCAGCUCCUUUUGAAGUGUGCGUAAGUUAAAGAGAAAAACACUUUUAUACUUGAAUUUUAAUUAUGGUUACAUAAGUUAUAAAUAGCACAAUAAAAAUACAUUUUAAUAUGCUAAUUGUAAAUACUUUUACAGGAUACUUUGAAAAACGCUUCUCUUUAUUUUUAAGGCUACCAGACCAAUACAGAUCUUUAAGGAAAACAUACCUUUUUCGUGAUACACAUAGGAGGGAAAAUUCAAAUGAAAAUAAAAGAAACUUUUUUUUUUAAUAGAAAUGUUUAAGGAAAUAAAUAUUUUUGAAAAACCUCAACUAGCUGGUUUUUCUCUCUCCCAUUAAAGUGAGUAAUUCACUUUUGGAUCCUAAUUAGUCCUCUGCCUGCCCCUUAUUCUUCUCCAAAUAUGGAAUUGAAUAUCUGAUAGUGGCAAUUUAUGAGCAGGAUAAAUGUACUUUGAUAACUAGUAACUGUUACUGACUGUUGAUGCUGAAAAUUUUUAGUGUGGAAGUUCUCUUGGCCUGUAAAUAUGAAAAACCAGAUCCUUUCAUUGCUUAUCUUUAGUCUUGGUACAUUUUCCAUGCAUGUCUGUAAAGCUCAUCCCCUGGUACAGCAAGCAACAGGAUAUGAUAGAAUAUCUAAGGUUGAUUUUUUUAAGAUUUUCUAUUUCGAAAUUAAUUUUAAAAUUGUGUUAUGACCUGUAUUAACACAUUGUAUUGUGAUGUCUACCACAUAAUUAGGUUUAUUUUCAACCUUAAGUGUCAUAAGUACAUUAUCUUAAAAUGUCAUACACUUACCUAUUAUGCUUUUUGUAGUAUUUGUUUGAUGUAAUACAUAUUUUCAAAGUUUCGUUUGUUAAAUGCUGACAUAUUCUUAUAAAAUGUAAAAUCGAUUCUCUUAAAAAAAAAAUUUUACUGCAAUAGUAUUACCUAUUCAUGUUUGAGGUUUAUUCCUUGUCCUAAAUUGGGGGUUCUCUUAACCUGAAGUCCAUCAUAGAACACAUCGCAAUCUGUCAAUCUUAUUUAUGUUAUUAUUUACUUUUAAAUUUUUCUUUCUUAAUCUCUACAAUGUAAGCUCCCUAAGGACAAGGAGCUUGUGCAUCUAUUCUGGAUCCUGUAACAAUUAAUAUAUGUUGAAUGAAUACAUUAAUUAUUCAGUCCCUAAACAGGCUUUAGUGUGUGCAUUUUUCUAGGGAGAAGUUUUACCACUUUCAUCAGAUUCUCAGACUUCAAUGAUCUAAAAAAGUUAAAAAUUAUUUGUUUCGUAGUCUACCUUCUUGUUUUAGCAGUGUUAUUAAACGUUUAGAUUGUAAAUAAAUGCUUUCAAUUUUUCUGGUAAGAAUUUUGUCACUUUUUAUGCAAAUAUUUAAGGGUUAAUCAUUCUUGAAAAAAGUUUUUCAUGUAAUAACUACAGUACUCUGUUGUGUAGAAUGUGGUUUGUAUCCCAGUUAGUUUUAAGAUAUUAUUUUCUAUAGAAUUAAAAUCAAACUUGAAAGAAAGUAUUCUGCAUAUUCAGGGGUAUAAUGUUAGUUUCUAGUAAUAGUUACAUAAAUGUCUUCUUGAGAAUAUUUGUAAAGUUGAUCUUUAAUCUCAUAUAAACAGCUACUUCCUUUAAAAUUGUAAAGAGAUAUUUCUAAUUAAAAUUUAAAAUAUACUCAGGGCUUAUAUAUCACUAUUAUUAUUAUUAUUAUUAUUAUUAUCUUAAGCAAAGUUAAAGGCUCCCUUUGCACUCCAAAAGUUUCUAGACUCAGAUUUAUGUGACUCAGUAGGGCUGAGUGAGGUUUGGUGACAAGGAAAUGGAGUCUAAUUUCCCUACUAUUUUAAGUUUCUUCCCUGCUUUAUCUGGGUUGAUUUAAGGGGAAAAAUUCACCAAACUCAUUUUAAUGGACAGUGUUAUUGCUCAUUUCUGACUGAAGUGCUGUGAUAAAAAUCCUGAAAUAGUAAAAGCAUAGAAACUAAAAUAAUAAUCCUUCAACAUUUUCUAUUCUGCAAAAUGUUUCAAGUAGCUUUGCAUAAUAAAUAUUUGAAAAUAUUUCUGUUUCUUGGAAGUAUAUUCCAAAAAUCUUACUGAAAUUAUUCGUGGACACAAGGUGUAAAUUUUUAAAAUUAACAUAUAACUUAAUUUACAAAUACCAUUAAUUGAUUGUAAAUCUAAAUAUAGCACUUUCAUCUGAAAUACUUUUCCACCUUUUCUAAAAAUAAAUCCUGUAUUUUCCCACUAUGUUAUAUAUGCUAAAGAUAAUCAUAGAAUUAUAAAUUAUUUUAGAUAUGUAUGGGAUCUUAGAGUUCAUAUAUAGCAACUUCUUACCCCAAUUCAGAAAUCUCUUCUACAACAUUAUUAACGGAUAAUCAUGUGAAAUCUUCUCAAAUACUUCGUUAGUCAGGCAAACCACAACUUUAUAAGGCUUUUUUUUUUUUCAUUGUUGAACAGUUCUAAGUGAAGUAAGAUUUCGAUGGGCUAAAGUCAAUGUGGCAGGAUCAAGGAUAAAUUUUAGGUAGAAGAAAGGAUGAACCAAAGCAUGGAAAUUGAAUAUGUAAGACAUAUUUCACAUGUGAAUGUUAAAGUUAUACUCCCUUCACUCUCCAAACCCUCCAGUAACCAAACUCGUUGCCAUUGAGUAGAUCCCAACUCAUAGCG